Molecule: messenger RNA, 7789 nt
Organism: Dipodomys ordii (Ord's kangaroo rat)
Lineage: Eukaryota; Metazoa; Chordata; Mammalia; Rodentia; Heteromyidae
Gene: Cntrl
Product: centriolin
Exons: 44
Coding region: 337-7356 (2339 amino acids)
Molecular function (GO): protein binding
Source: RefSeq, a predicted model, not a curated record
CCGGCAUAGGGAAAGAUGACGGGAGGGAGGUGCGCGGAGCGUUUAAAAAGUGAUUGCACGGAACACGGAAAAAGUGAAGUAGGGCGUCUAACGUCUCACCGCGGAUGACAAAAUAGAACUUGAACUCAGAAUCCGAGGCCUAGAUUGCUGACGAUACACCGCCACUUGUAUGUGAUUCUGCUCUUGUAUGGUAUGUCUGUGGGGAUUGAACUUAGGGCAGCGUGGGAACUGGAGGUGUGGCUCAAAAGCUAAGAGAGAGCGCUGAGUUUUCAAGCUCCGUUCUAUAACAGACAGCUUGAUCUCUGAUUUUGAUGGUUACCUGACUCUACUUUUACAAUGAAGAAAGGUCCUCAGAAAAGACACACCAAAGCAAAGAAGCCACCAUCCUCUCAGUCUCCUCCUGCUCCAUCAUCUCUUCUGUCCAGUAUGAGAUCCAGGUCACUUUCACCUUUAAUCGGGUCUGAGACUUUGCCUGUUCAUUCUGGAGAGAAGUGGUAUGAGGAAGUCGAAUUUUUAGAUGAAAACAGUGUGCUAUCGGACUGCCAAGAUCAUAAAGGAUCUGAGUCUUAUGUAGGAGUCCGAUAUAUUACAGAGGCACUCAUUAAAAAACUCACUAAACAGGAGAAUUUGGCGUUGGUAAAAUCUUUGAAUCUUUCACUUUCUAAGGAUGGUGGCAAGAAAUUUAGGUACAUUGAAAAUUUGGAAAAAUGCGUUAAACUUGAAGUACUUAAUCUCAGCUAUAAUCUAGUGGAGAAGGUUGAGAAGAUGGACAAGCUAUUAAAAUUACGUGAACUAAAUUUAUCAUAUAACAAAAUCAGCAAAAUUGAAGGAAUACAACAUAUGUGUAACCUGCAAAAGCUAAACCUUGCAGGAAAUGAAAUUGAGCAUAUACCAGUAUGGUUUGGGAAGAAGUUGAAAUCUUUGCAAGUGCUCAAUCUGAAAGGCAACAAGAUAUCAUCGCUCCAGGAUAUAAGUAAGUUGAAACCACUUCAAGAUUUGACCUCUCUGAUCUUAGACGAAAAUCCAGUUGUGACCCUUCCUCAUUACAUCCAGUUUACAACCUUUCACCUUCGUUCACUGGAGAGUUUGGAAGGUCAGCCAGUAACCUCUCAGGAUAGACAAGAGGCUUUUGAAAGAUUCAGUUUAGAAGAGGUAGAAAGACUGGAAAGAGACCUGGAAAAAAAGACAAUGGAAACUGAAGAGCUUAAGAGCAAACAAACAAAGAUCCUUGAGGAAAUAAAAGCUCAAGAUAAACUAAACAAAUCACUGAAAGAAAAGGCUAUGUUACAAAAGCAGAACUGUGAAGAGCUAGAAAGUGACCUUAACAUGAAAAAUGAAUUGCUAAAACAGAAGACCAUGGAACUAACACGAGCAUGUCAGAAGCAAUAUGAGCUGGAACAAGAGCUGGCUUUUUAUAAAAUUGAUGCCAAAUUUGAGCCACUAAAUUAUUAUCCACCAGAGUGUGAUGAAAUUGAUAAAGCCCCAGAUGAGAGCCCUUACAUUGGUAAAUCCAGAUACAAGAGAAAUAUGUUUGCCACUGAGAGUUACAUUGCCAAUGAUGCCCAGACCAUACAGAUCAAAAAGAUGGGGCCAGAUGGAGAACAGCAUAGAAAUGCUGAACAUGUGAACUUGAGAGAACAUGAGCUACUGGACAUACAACUGGAAGAUAAAGAAAAGCAAAUAAGUGCAGCAAAAAUUCAACUGUCAGAACUACAUGAUGAAAUAGAAAAGGCAGAACAAAAAGUUUUAAGAGCUACCGAAGAAUUUAAACAACUGGAAGAAGCUAUACAACGGAAAAAAAUUUCAGAAACAGAAAAAGACCUUCUUUUCAAGCAAUUGAGUGGUAGAAUACAACUGUUGAAUAAAUUACGCCAGGAAGCUCUGGAUCUAGAAAUGCAGAUGAAAAAGCAAAGGCAAGAAAUGGCUGAAAAGCAGAAGGAGAUCGAAGAUAUACAAACAACUAUAGAGAGCCUGGAUCCCAAAGACCCUAAGCAUUCUCAUGUGAAGGCACAAAAAAGGGGUAAAGAACAACAGCUUGACACUAUGAACAAGCAGUACAAACAACUGGAAAGCCGUUUGGAUGAUAUACUUUCUAGAAUUGCUAAGGAGACUGAGGAGAUUAAGGAUCUUGAACAACAACUUACAGAUGGCCAGAUAGCAGCAAAUGAAGCUCUGAAGAAGGAUUUAGAAGGUGUCAUCAGUGGGCUGCAGGAAUACCUCGGGACCAUCAAAGACCAGGCAGCUCUGGCCCAGAAUGAGUGUAGGCAGCUACAGGAUGAGAGAGAGAUGCUGCUGCAAAGACUGUCUGAUGUCCAGCAGGAGAGGGAUGAACUGGAGAUAGUUGCCAUAGAUGCAGAAAACAUGCGGAAGGAGCUGGCAGAGCUAGAAAGUGCCCUCCAAGAGCAACAAGAAGUAAAUGCAUCCCUGCAGCAGACUCAAGGAGAUCUCAAUGCCUAUGAGGCUGAGCUAGAGGCUCAGCUAAGGUUAAGGGAUGCUGAAAGCAACAGGCUCAAGGAAGAGUUGGAAAAACUCACAAGUCUUACUCAGUUGGAACAUUCAGCACUUCAAGCAGAACUUGAGAAGGAAAGAAAAUCCCUCAAGAAUGCCCUUGGAAAAGCCCAGUUCUCAGAAGAAAAGGAACAAGAAAACAGUGAGCUCCGCGCACAACUUAAACAGCUACAGGAUGAUAAUAACCUGUUAAAACAGCAACUCAAAGAUUUCCAGAAUCAUCUUAACCAUGUAGUUGAUGGUUUGAUUCGCCCUGAAGAAGUGGCAGCUCGUGUGGAUGAGCUCCGGAGAAAACUGAAAUUAGGAGCUGGGGAAAUGAGGAUCCAGAAUCCUUCUGAUGUCUUAGGGAAAAGUCUUGCUGACUUACAGAAACAAUUCAAUGAAAUCCUUGCACGCUCCCAGUGGGAAAGAGAAGAAGCACAAGUGAGAGAAAGGAAACUCCAGGAAGAAAUGGUUCUGCAGCAAGAGAAACUGGCAAAUGGACAAGAAGAGUUCAGACAGGCCUGCGAAAGAGCCCUGGAAGCUAGAAUUAAUUUUGAUAAAAGACAACAUGAUGCAAAAAUCAGGCAGUUGGAAAAUGAAAUUCACUAUUUGCAAGAAAAUCUAAAGAACAUGGAAGAAAUUCAAGGCCUCACAGAUCUCCAACUUCAGGAAGCUGAUGAAGAGAAGGAGAGAAUUCUGGCUCAUCUCCACGAGUUAGAGAAAAAGAAGAAAUAUGAAGAUGCCAAAUCUCAGGAGCAGUUUCUUGGUUUAGAUAAUGAAUUGAAGAAUCUGAAGAAAGCUGUGGCUGCUUCUGAUAAACUAGCUACAGCUGAGCUCACCAUUGCCAAAGACCAGCUCAAGUCCCUGCAUGGAACUGUUAUGAAAAUAAACCAGGAGCGUGUAGAGGAGUUCCAGGAAGCAGAGAAAUUCAGCAGGAAGGCAGCACAAGCGGCUGAGGACCUGACCCGAGCAGAAGCAGAAAUUGAGCUCCUGCAGAAUCUUCUCAGGGAGAGAGAGGAGCAGUUUCAGAUUGAGAUGGAGAAAGCAGACGUAGGUACUAGAAGAUCAAACUUACAAGUGCUAGAAAUCAAGAAGUUGAAUGAGACAAUGGAGAGGCAAAGGGUAGAGAUCACAAGGCUUCGGAACUUACUAGACCUUACUGGAGCUGAUAACAAAGGAGGCUUUGAAAAUAUUUUAGAAGAAAUCGCUCAACUCCGACAGGAAGUUUCUUUUCAGAAUGAUUACAUCAGCAGCAUAGCAGAUCCUUUCAAAAGACGAGGCUAUUGGUAUUAUAUGCUGCCACCACCAUCAUCAUCAAAAGUUUCCAGCCAUGGUUCCCAGGCCACCAAGGACUCUGGUGUGGGACUAAAGUACACAGCCUCGACUCCUCUUAAGAAAUCAUGGGCUGGCCCACCAGAGGGGAAUGACAGCAGUGGGCCUCCUCCUGCUGCAGGAUUCUGGGUCUAUUCACCCAUCAGAAGUAAAUUGUAUAAAUCAUUUUCAAACAGAGAUGCUGACUGUGAAGGAGAUAGCCAGGAAGAGAGUGGGCUGGAUGACCAAAAGGUGCCCCCAUUUGUGCCUCCUCCUGGAUACAUGAUGUAUACUGUGCUUCCUGAUGGGUCUCCUGUUCCUCAGGGGAUAGCUCUGUAUGCACCUCCUCCUCCCUUGCCAAACAACAGCCAGCCUCUCACUCCUGGAACUGUUGUUUAUGGCCCGCCUCCAGCAGGGGCCCCCAUUGUGUAUGGACCUCCUCCCCCAAACUUCUCUAUCCCCCUCAUCCCCAUGAGCGUGCUGCAUUGCAAUGUCCCGGAGCACCAUAACUUAGAAAAUGAGGUUUCUAGAUUAGAAGAUAUAGUGGAACGUUUAAACACAGAGCAAGGAGAAGAAGAGUGGCUACGAGCAUCUAAGCAUCAGUCUGAGAAAGAAGAGGAGGAGCUGCAUCAUAAUAUUAAUGAUCUUUUGCAAGAGAAGAAAGAGUUAGAGUUUGAAGUAGAAGAAUUGCAUGGAACCAUCCCAAAACAUCAACAGCGAAAGGACUUCAUUGAUGGAAAUAUUGAGAGCCUUAUAACUGAUCUAGAAAUAGAAAAAUCACUCAAACACCAUGAAGAUAUUGUAGAUGAAAUUGAGUGUUUAGAGAAGACCCUUCUGAAGCGUCGUGCAGAACUCAGGGAGGCUGACCAUCUCCUGGAAGAGGCUGAGAGUGAACUUUCAUGCAUGAAAGAGAAGACAAAAAAUGCUGUUGAAAAGUUCACUGAUGCCAAAAGAAAAUUACUACAAACUGAGUCUGAUGCUGAGGAGUUAGAAAGGCGAGCUCAGGAAACUGCCGUGAACCUUGUGAAAGCGGAUCAACAGCUAAGGUUGCUCCAGGCUGAUACCAUGAAUUUGGAACAGCACAAAAUCAAACAAGAAGAAAUUUUGAAAGAAAUAAACAAAGUAGUAGCAGAAAAAGAUGAAGACUUCCAGUGUUUAAAUGAGAAGAGGGAAAAACUGACAGAAGAGCUUCAGAACCUGCAAAGAGACAUUGAGGAAGCAGAACGCAAUGAAGAUGAACACCUGCAGGUCCUUAAGGAAUCUGAGAUACUCCUUCAGAGCAAGAGAGCUGAGCUGGAGAAUCUGAAAAGCCAGGUGGCAAGUCAGCAGCAAGAAAUGACUGUCUUGGACAGGCAGUUAGGGCAUAAGAAGGAGGAGCUGAUACUACUCCAAGAAAGCCUAGUCCAAGCAAAAACUGACCUCCAGGAAGCCCUGAGUCUAGGAGAAACUGAAGUAGCUGAAAAGUGUGAUCAUAUUAGGGAAGUAAAAUCGCUUUUGGAAGAACUGAGUUUUCAGAAAGGAGAACUGAAUGUCCACAUCAGUGAAAAAAAAGCUCAGCUUGCACUUAUAAAGCAGGAAAUUGAAAAAGAGGAACAAAAUCUUCAGGGAAUUUUACGGCAGAUGUCUAAACAUAAAACUGAACUAAAUAAUAUUCUAGAUAUACUGCAACUUGAAAACAAUGAGGUGCAAAGUUUGAAGUUACAACAUGACCAAAAGGUGUUGGAGUUGGAGAAGAUCCAGGUUGAAGUGCUGCAGGAGAAGCUGGAGUUGGAGAAUUUGCAGCAGACUGCCCAACAACAGAAAGAGGAAAUAGAGUGGCAGAAACAGUUGCUUGAGCGGGACAGGUGGGAAACAGAAAGAAUGACUGCUGAGAUCCAGGCAUUACAGUCAUGUGUUGACUGUUUGAGCAAAGAAAAGGAAGAUCUCCAAGAGAAAUAUGACAGCUGGGAAAAGAAGUUGUCUCAAACCAAAAGGGUUUUAGCAACUACAGAAGAAAAUAGCAAACUAGAACAGUCAAACUUAGAGAGAUUGGAAUCAAAUGCAAAGAAGCUCCAACAGGAAGUAGACCAGCUGAACCAAGACAAGCUCUCGCUGCACGCUGGCAUCGCUGCACUGCAGCAGCAGCUCCAAGAAAAACGAGAAGUGGUAAACUCAAUACAGGAGGAACUCGCUGAUGUCCAAGACCAUUUGAAUGAGGCAAAGCAAGAGCUGCUUCUCACCACCAAGCAUCAGGAUGCACUGCAGAGUGAGCAGACACAGCUCCAGCAGAAUAUCAGUGAAUGGAAGGUGAGGCUUGAAAAUAGCCAGAAAGAAGCAGAAGCAAAACAACAGCAACUUCAAGCACUUCAGAGUGAGAUCAAAGAAAACCAGCUCAAGCUAGACCAGCAGGAAAAGAUGUUUCAAACUCUCCAACAAGAGAGAGAAAGUGAAGAAAAAAAAAUAGAAGCCAGUAAAGUAACACUGAAGGAGCAGCAGGAGCAGCUGGAAAAGGAGUUAACAGACCAGAAAAAUAAACUGGACCAAGUCAUCACAGAGAUGAUGAUGGCAGAAGAGCACGGCAGGACACUGCAGGAACAGGAGAGGAGGAAUGAGACACUGGAAAAGACGCUCUCCCAGGCCAAACGGCAGCUUGCAGAACUGGAGCAGCAGUUAAUGGAAAAGUCAAGCGAGCUGCUGGCCCUCCAGAAGGAGACAGACACUAUGAGGGCAGACUUCAGCCUCCUGCGGAACCAGUUCUUGACAGAAAGGAAGAAGGCUGAGAAGCAGGUAGCCAGCCUGAAGGAAGCACUUAAGGUCCAGCGGAGCCAGCUAGAGAAAAACCUCCUUGAGCAAAAGCAGGAGAAGAGCUGUAUGCAGAAGGAAAUGGCAACAAUUGAACUAGUAGCCCAAGACAACCAUGAGCGGGCCAGGCGCCUGAUGAAGGAGCUCAACCAGAUGCAGCAUGAAUACCUAGAGCUCAAAAAACAGAUAGCAAACCAAAAAGAUUUGGAGAGGAGACAAAUGGAAAUCAGUGAUGCAAUGAGGACACUUAAGUCUGAAGUUAAAGAUGAAAUAAGAGCCAGCCUGAAGAAUCUCAACCAGUUUCUUCCAGCAGAUCUACCAGCAGAUCUAGCCGAUAUUUUGGAGAGAAAUGAACACUUACAGGGAGAGUGGGAAAGUUUGAAAGAAAACGUACCAUUCUCCAUGAAUGAGAGACCUUUUGAAGACAGGCUGAACUUUUCUCAAGUUCACGUAAUGGAUGAGCACUGGCGUGGUGAAGCACUCCGAGAGAGACUCCGUCACCAUGAAGACCGACUCAAGGCCCAGCUACGACACUGUAUGUCUAAGCAAGCAGAAGUACUGAUCAAAGGGAAGCGGCAGACAGAAGGCACUUUACACAGUUUGAGGAGACAAGUCGAUGCUUUAGGGGAACUGGUGACCAGCACCUCCGUGGAUUCAACAUCAUCACCCGGUGUGUCCCCGGUGGAGUCUUCCCUUGUGGUGGACACACAGCCUGGACAGAAUCAGAUCUCCUUCCAGGUUGCGCAAGGCUCAUCAGAAAGAGCCAGUUACUGACACGGAGGCCAUUAUCUGCUUCCUCACAAGGGACUGCUCAAACAAGAUGACAGACUGCUUUGCAUCAGUAUCUGAGGAAAUAUCUUUUCCACUACCUCAACUUCCUAAUCAGAAUGCCAUUUGAUUUCUAUCUAGAUUGAAUGCUGAAACUCCACUGUAAUUUACCAUGCUUGUACCAGUAAUGCCAAGGCAUAAGUCACUUGUACACAUGGGAAUCACUGUGCAUUUUAAACUGGGGUUCCAGUUUGCUGACUUUUUAAAAUCUUGAACUGUAUUUUUAUAAAGCCAGUGGAUUUUACUGCUUAUUUGAAUUCAUCCACUGGUAAAUGUAGUUUAAAAGAAUGUACGUAAUGCCUCUUCAUUUAUAUAGUAUUUUUUGAUUCUGCUUAAAGUCUAUUUUUAUAGGAAAAUAAAAGUCAACUUGGCUCUGUCA